GAACGCCUUCCUCACUCCCCAUCUCGCACUCGUGCGCCACGACAGCUCGAGCUCUCAUCAGCAGUGCGCCACUGUUACAGCUGUUGUAGCUAGCUUGUACGGCCCUGCUUGUUUGGUUCACGGAUUGGUCGCUCGCUCUGCUCUGCUUAUUUGCUUGGCCCAGCUCUGCUCUGUUUCUUGGCAAUGGUGGUCCUCGCGAAGCCGGCGGCUCUGGAGCAGAUCACGCUGCUGAGGACGCCGGAGCCGUGGGAGAGCUUCUCGGGCGUCCCGGCCGUGGACCUGUCCGGCCCCGACGCGGCGGCGGACGUGGUGCGCGCGUGCGAGCGGUUCGGGUUCUUCAGCGUCGUGAACCACGGCGUGCCGGCGGGCGUGGUGGACCGGCUGGAGGCCGAGGCCGUCCGGUUCUUCGCGUCCUCGCAGGCGGAGAAGGACGCGUCGGGCCCCGCCGACCCGUUCGGGUACGGCAGCAAGCGCAUCGGGCGCAAUGGCGACAUGGGGUGGGUCGAGUACCUCCUCCUCGCCAUCGAGCGCGACGCGCUCUCCAAGGCCUCCCCGGCGCCGACGUCCGCGCUGAGGGACGCGAUCAACGCGUACGUGGGCGCCAUGCGCGGGCUGGCGAGGACGGUGCUGGAGAUGGUGGCGGAGGGGCUGGGCGUGUCGCCGCGGGGCGCGCUGGCGGACAUGGUGACGGGCGACGUGGCGAGCGACCAGGUGUUCCGGGUGAACCACUACCCGCCGUGCCCGCUGCUGCAGGGGCUCCCGCCCAACUGCAGCGUCACCGGGUUCGGCGAGCACACGGACCCGCAGCUGGUGUCCAUCCUGCACUCCAACGGCACGCCCGGGCUCCAGGUCGCGCUCCACGACGGGCGCUGGGUGUCCGUCCCGCCCAACCGUGACGCCUUCUUCGUCAACGUCGGCGACUCCCUCCAGGUUCUGACGAACGGGAGGCUGAGGAGCGUGCGGCACCGGGUGGUGGCCGGCAACGGGCUCAAGUCCCGCGUGUCGAUGAUCUACUUCGGCGGGCCACCGCUGGCGCAGAGGAUUGCACCGCUGCCGCAGCUGCUGGCGGGGACGCCCCUCUACAGGGAGUUCACAUGGGGAGAAUACAAGAAGGCGGCCUACCGCUCUCGCCUCGGCGACAACCGGCUGGCCCCCUUCGAGACGCCACUUGUCGCCAUGGCACACGCCGACCACCACCGGUCCUAGCCAAGGACACACAUCGCCGCGACAUACUACCUUGGUAGCUUUCGUACGUGUCGACGUACGUACACAACGGGAGCUGCUGAUUGCUCCGUCCAUGCCGGCCUCCGUAGGCCGUGGCCCAUGGGUGACCUGGCUGGAUGUAGAGCUACGUACCUAAGCUUGGACCGGGAGCGUGGGCGUCCUGCCAUCCUGCAUGCCGUUGCCGCGGUGGCCGGUGCCGGUGGGCGCGGCGCUGGGGCGAACCUCGAUCCUGCCGAUCUGUUUGGUCAAAUGUACAGUAGUAGUAGCACUAGGGAUGGAUCCAUGAACCGAGCUUGCAUUGGCCGGUUCACCGGCCGCUAACAGUUGACACGCGGUGAAAGUUUGGUGUGUGUCGGAGCCUUUCCAACAGGUGUGGUCUGGUUACUAAUGGCUUUGCUAUAUAUGGGCGUAGUGCUCUGCUCUUGUGCUUGUCCUUUGCUGUGCUUUGCUUCAUGUCUGCAUUGCUUUUGUUGCUUCCACUUAUGGUCAUGCCUGUUCGUCCGUGAUUGGGCUGAGCGUAUGACCGUGGUCCUU
Triticum dicoccoides is the source of this 1758-nucleotide messenger RNA. Its product is annotated as gibberellin 2-beta-dioxygenase 3-like. The record is from RefSeq and is a predicted model, not a curated record. The coding region runs from base 184 to 1206 and encodes 340 amino acids. NCBI's taxonomy places the organism in Eukaryota, Viridiplantae, Streptophyta, Magnoliopsida, Poales, Poaceae. The transcript is spliced from 2 exons.